This is a messenger RNA of Ictalurus punctatus (channel catfish), 8883 nucleotides long. Its product is annotated as transcription initiation factor TFIID subunit 4. The coding region runs from base 21 to 3143 and encodes 1040 amino acids. Gene Ontology annotation, cellular component: transcription factor TFIID complex. NCBI's taxonomy places the organism in Eukaryota, Metazoa, Chordata, Actinopteri, Siluriformes, Ictaluridae. Gene Ontology annotation, molecular function: DNA binding; protein heterodimerization activity; RNA polymerase II general transcription initiation factor activity. The transcript has 14 exons. The record is from RefSeq and is a predicted model, not a curated record. Gene Ontology annotation, biological process: transcription initiation at RNA polymerase II promoter; DNA-templated transcription.
AGACAAGGCUCCCCUCAAAGAUGGCGGGCGCCUCCGACCCUCUGGAAGAUAUGCUGUUCUCCGAGGUGGACGAGAAGGCGGUGAGCGACCUGGUGGGCUCGCUGGAGUCGCAGCUCGUCGGCCGGAGCGGAAACAAGGCCGGCGGCGCCAAGCAGCACAUAGGGAAAGCGUUAAGUUCUCGGGCUAAUACUCCAUCCGAGCAGCAACAACAACAACAUCAUCCUCAUCAUCAACAACAACAUAAAGCCGGGACGGAGCGAGGCUCGGAUCCCGCCGAGAUCACCCCAGCGGGCAGAGCGGCUUCUCCGGAGAGCUGCGUGAAGGCGAGUACGAGCGUUUCGCGUCCACACUCCUCCUCAUCCACAUCCACAUCCCCAUCCUCCUCCUCCUCACCAUCAUCUUCGGCUAAGAUUAGCGGCGUGUGCGCGCAGGAUGGAGCAACUUCUCCCGCGGUUAGCAUUAGCGCCGCCGGCCGCAGAGCAACAGCCUCGGGCACCGUGGAGACGCCGCGGCAUUACGGUACGCGGAAGAAGCGCGGCGGCGCGCGGGGCAGCGCUGCGUCGCGGAGCGUGAACGGCGCUGCGACCUCCUCCGUCAUCAGCAGCAACUCGCCAUCCAGCGCUGGGGCCGCGGUUUCCAUGGCGAUGGCGCGCGCCAACUCCUCCACGUACACCGUGUCCAGCGCGAGCAGGUCCGUUGCGCUCGAUAAAGGGACUCCCAAGAUCGCGCUGCACCGACUCCCGAGUCACAUCGUGGCGAGCAUCGCUCAGGGCAGGAACGGCACGAGUGUGUCGGCGCUCAUCCAGCAGGGGCGCGUGAACCACGGCAAGAACGCAGAGAGCGCACAGAGUGGGGAGGACCAGACCAAAGCAGAUGUGCAGCAGGUUCAGCCUGGGAGUGUGAACUCGGUCCCGAGUGCUGUGUGCAUUGCAGUGACGACUCAGCCUCAGUCCCAACCUCAGUCCCAACCUCAAACCCAGCCUCAGUCCCAACCUCAAACCCAAACUCAGUCCCAAACCCAAACUCAGUCCCAACCUCAAACCCAAACUCAGUCCCAACCUCAAACCCAAACUCAGUCCCAACCUCAAACCCAAACUCAGUCCCAAACCCAAACUCAGUCGCAACCUCAAACACAAACCCAAACUCGGUCACAACCUCAAACCCAAACUCAGUCCCAACCUCAAACUCAAACCCAAGCUCAAACCCAAAUUCAGCCCGUAACCCAACCCAUAACCCAAUCUCAACCUCAAACCAUAUCCCAACCUCAGUCCCAGCCUCAAUCCCAACCCCGAUCCCAACCUCAACCUCCGCUUCAAUCUCCAUCCCAACUCCAGCCUCAAACGCAAUCCCAGAUGCAGCAUCAAUCCACACUUCAACCUCAAACACAAUCCCAACCUCAAACCCAGUCCCAAGCUCAGCCUCAGCUCCAACCUCAGCCUCGACCUGCAGCUCCAGCGCAGAGGAUCACGGCUCCGCAGCUGAUCGUCAGACCGCCACAACAGCAGGCGACCAUCCAGCUUCCUCCAGGAUUUACCAUCCCGGCAGGCAUGGUGUUGGUGCGGACGGAGCUGGGUCAGUUGAUGAUGGUUCCACAGCAAGCACUGGCUCAAGCGCAGGCCCAAAGUGCCCUCUCACCCCGACCCGCUGCCCCCACCACUACAGCCACCUUCAGAGUCACCACCCCACAGAGGGCGCCUUUGGCAGUGACAACGCCCCAGCAGCACCCUGCAGCUCUGGCCCCCCAGGGGCCCACCCUGGCUCCACCCACCGCAGCUGGCCCUGCCCCCGGAGCAACCGUCAUCUCCCAGGAAAUGCAAGAGAAUGUGAAAAAGUGUAAGAACUUCCUGGCAACGUUGAUCAAACUCGCAUCCCAUAAUUCCCCCUCCCCGGAGACGUCACGGAACGUGAAAGCACUGGUGCAGGACCUUCUGGAUGCCAAAAUCGAACCAGAAGAAUUCACCAGCCGGCUGCAGACGGAGCUGAAGUCAUCACCACAGCCUUACCUGGUGCCUUUUCUCAAGAAAAGCCUGCCAGCGUUGCGUUUGUCCCUGUUGAACAGUCAGCAGUCGCUCACUCAGCCCCCGCAGCCUAAGACCACCGCGUCUCCAACGGUAGCCGUCGCCGGGGCUGUUACAAUGGGUAACGCCCCCCGGCAACCUAACAGCACUGUUACACCGCCACAGAAUAUUAAGAGGGCAGGGACGGUAGGAGGGCAGGUCCGGAUGCCUGUGGUCAUCACGCAGACAGUGCGGCCGGCGGGUGCUGUAGGGAAAAGUCCGGUGGUGCAGGCGGGGAAAAGCCCCUCGGCGGUCAGCGUGCAGCUCUCAGGGGCUCAGAAGAAUAAAGUGAACGAUCCUGGGGGAGGCUCCUUCAGGGACGAUGAUGACAUCAACGAUGUUGCGUCUAUGGCCGGGGUGAACUUGAGCGAGGAGAGCGCUCGUAUCUUAGCAACCAACUCUGAGCUGGUGGGCACACAUAUCCGCUCGUGUAAAGACGAGGCCUUCCUGCCCACGGGUCUACUGCAUCGGCGCAUACUGGAGACGGCUAAGAAGUUUGGGGUGACGGAGGUUCCUGUGGAGGCGGUGAACUUCAUCGCUCACGCCACGCAGACGCGGCUGAGGACGGUGCUGGAGAAAGUGUCUUUCAUCGCUCAGCACAGGAUGGACUCCAGCAAGGACGAGGAGUGGUACGAGCAGUCGUCAGACGUCCGCUCUCAGCUCAAAUUCUUCGAGCAUUUAGAGCGGCUGGAGAAACAGAGGAAAGACGAGCAGGAGAGAGAGAUUCUCCUCAAAGCGGCCAAAAGUCGCUCGAGGCAGGAGGACCCAGAGCAGGCUCGUUUGAAGCAGAAGGCAAAAGAGAUGCAGCAGCAGGAACUGGCCCAGAUGAGGCAGAGGGACGCUAACCUCACGGCUCUCGCCGCCAUCGGACCACGCAAGAAACGCAGAGUGGACUCGCCCGGAGCGACAUCGGGCACUGAGGUGUCGGGGAGCUCCGUGGGUUCUCCAGCCUCAUCGUUGUCGUCCUCGCGCCAGUUCCAUCGGCAGCGAAUCACGCGCGUGAACCUCAGGGACUUCAUAUUCUACCUGGAGCAGGAGCGAGAGACGAGCCGAUCGCUCCUGCUCUACCGUGCUCUGCUGAAGUAGCUAACGUCCACCGUGCUAACACUAUCCGAACACUAACUAAACUCAAGCAACAUGGAAUCGGUAGCCAACACGCAGCGACCUCCAGCUUCCUCCUGCAACGUGCCUUCAGCCAGGUUUCAGCUCUCCUGCUCUCUGUGUCCGUCUUCACAUCAGCACUGGUUUAUUUAUCGAUUUCAGAUAUGACACGGCGAACAUUUUCACGUUUUCCUUUUCAUAUUUUCCGCUCCGUGAUAGGAAACGACUACGACCUUAGAUAGAAAGGCUGAUUACGGAUGAGCUCAGUUUGAUUUUUUUUUUUUUUUUCUAUUAUUGUUGUUAAAAACACGUGUCUGUAAAUCCAAGCCUUGAAGUGACUCGGCGUUAUGUAUCCAUUACGUUCAGACGCUUCAGAAUAACAAAAAGCCCAACACAGUGUUUAUUUAUGAACCCCUUCAGACCCAGAGGGUUUCACACGCACAGAAUCGACAUCACUGUCGGAAAGGAUUGUUCUCCAUCUAUAAAUAUUACUGCGAUGUCAUAACGUAUAGUUCACCGUCUUCGCGACAAGCCAAAUAGUCUCACGAUGUUGUGUAAUAUUUCCGUAAUGCGACGUUCACACGUCGGCAUUAACGAUGCCAUUCCGCACUUGUUAUCACGGGAUUGACGUAAACUGUGACGCCGAGCAGCCGAUUGGCAGCGUGAAGCCCUGUAAAUGUCGCCGUGGCGAUAGGGUUGUGUUUCAAAGCACUUAGCUAGCAUGUUGAUGACUGAGCUACGACAAAGCUACGAAUCUUGUUGGGGGGGGGGUUAGCACGUCUGCCUCGCACCUCCAGGGUUGCGGGUUCGAUUCCUGUUUCCACCCUGUGUGUGCGUGGAGCUUGCAGGUUCUCCUCACGCUUCCGGGGGUUUCCCCCGGGUACUCCGGUCUCCUCUCCCAAAGACAUGCGUUAUCGGCCGAUCGGAUUACAACAAGUGGUUACCUAGUAAUGGAUCUGCACAGGAAGCCGCGUGAAUGAGUACACGAGCUCAGAAUGUGCGCAAACCACAUAGCGUCCAUCUCGUCUGUAGUUUGGGAAAAGUCGAUCGGAGUGCCGGAGAUUUGUUGCGGGGACGUGAAAAGAAUGACGCCAUUGAACUCAGCUCAAGAUUCAGUUCCAUUCAGCAUUAUGUCUGAGGUGCCAACAUUUACGCUUUGUUCGACCUGCCUUUUCAGAGAAAGCAGCAGUAUAAGUAUUCACCCGGUAGAAGGGGAAAGGUACGCAGGUGUGACUCGUGUACUGUCCCAUCACAGCGACGUUAUCGAAGCGAAGUCCAUUGAUCAGUGACUUCACGAGCCUCGGUUUUCUGCACCAGUAGGAAGCGAGAAAACAGGAUUGUGGGGAUUUUGGUGGGGGAAAAAAAAAAUUUUUUAAAACAAUAAUAAUGUAAUUAAGUAAGCGCUACUUUUGCUUGGCGCGCAUCUAAAACAAGGAAACGUUCGAAAGAGCCGUGUUAUCCACACACUCGCCGCUUUUCACAGUUUUGGAUGAUCUCAUGGUGCAAACAACCCAAACCCCUGCUCCAUCCCUGUGUGAUUAUGAAUGAUGCUCGACCCAUUUAACACUAACGCGCUUCUUUAACCGCCAAUCAAUCCACUUUCCCUUUAAUUAUUCAUCAGGUUUGUUUCAUAAUCACGUCGGGACCUUUACGUACAUUGCACACGGGGUCUGAAGGGCUUCGAACACCUAACGAGAACUGCAAAAGUUUUUACCUUCAUUCCACUUCGAUGUAAAUAGUCUCCUUUUAAUACCGCACGUGUAAACGUUUCCAUGUCACAUCAACCAGAGCGUUUCUGAAAGACAGUUAAACACGCCGCUCGGGUUUUCACGUGUCCAUGGGGACGGCGCACUCGACUCACGAGUCACGAACACAGCAAUACGCCGCCGGUGAAGCGUUUCGGCUCAUGUUUCUGUCCGUGCGCCGCUUACGCCGAUGUUCCGGAUGUCUGUAACUUACGUGGCGUCCAAGUUCUUUAUCAAAACAAAAUGUUCAGAUGGUAUUUACAUGAACUCUUUUAAUGACGGUCUCUGAACAAGGCAGCUUCCUCGUGUCGUGAGAGAACCGAAGCGCGGACACAAACAUUUUUAGACUCCAGAGUAAGCCGAGAUACGACGAGUCUCUCUGGAAAUACAGUACGGGGGUCCGAGUGAACGGUUUGGAAAAGAUCUGAUAUGCUAUCAAGUCAACUCCGGAAUUAUUGGCACCCUUCGUGAAAAUCGAGCAAAAAAUAACCAUGCAGCGAGUGAUAUACCGAGCUUAAAGUGACGCUGCAGGAGAAAGGAAUAAAACGAGCAGGACCGUGAUGUCACAGGAAGAUAAUCCAUGACGCACAGUAGAGUUACUCUUACCAAGCUGAGCGUGAUUAUUUUCCUACAGCAGCACAUCCUGAAGCGUAAUUAUUCCUCUUAUACCACGGCGAUCUGAGAAGGGUCUGAGUCCGAAUCGAAACGAUGCCGCGUACUAAGAGAGCUCGGAUGGCGUUACUCUCUCAUCGCUGUUAAUCACAGCCAAUCAGCCAAUCGUGGACUACUUGUGAGUUAGAAAAGAUGUGGUCGAUUGGCUUGGCUUGGCUGGGGCUUGGCGUGUCUCGGAGGACGCACGUGUUAGCCCUCAACCUCCCCGGGUUUUAGCUGUCAUAUGAUGGGAAGACUAAAUUAGGGAGAAAAUGUAUCACUUAAGUUGUAACAGCUAUAAGCAUUCGUUCCCUGAAAAAGCUUAAAACCGCUUUAAUGUCUUACAUUAAGUUGGAACAGGAAAUGUAAUUACGUUGUUCAUGGUAUUCAUUCGUUUUUGCGAUUCUGUCGCAAAGUGCCUGUAAUUGAUGAUGGAGUUGAUUGUACGUAUAUCAGAACAUUCAGCGUACACAGUGAGUACGUUCACACGGACAGCAGUGAUCUAAUUACUGACCUUAUUCUGAAUAAGACGAUAUUCUGAUUAAGGUGUUUACAUGAGUCGCUUUUAGAAUACUCCUUUCAUGUUCAGGUGUUACGUGUUAUAGAACAUAGAUCGAGUAACGUCACACGUGAUUACGUCCCCACGUCACGCCGUCCGACGUUCCCUCCAGAAUCUCACGUAUCGACAUGUCUUCGUUAUGGAACCGUAUACAGUUUUGGGUGUUUUUAUUUUUAAUUUUUACGAACGCUUCAAGUGCGGUUAAUUAUGUAUCAUGCUGUACGUGCAAAUAGACGACCGCUUGAAGCCGUGGGCUGCGUCCCAAACCGCGUACUUACCGUCUAUACAGUGGCUGAGAUACAUGUAUUUCUCCUACUAUACAGUAGGUAAGUACGCGGUUUGGGACGCAGCCGCGCUCUCUCGUUUGGCGUUAAACGGUCGAGCGCUGCCGUGUGUGUACGUGUCCUGUCGCAAAACGCGGUGAAAACUCCCACACGACGUUAAUAGUGUGAUCAAGGUGUGUACGUGUCUGUAACGCACGUCGAUAACGCGACUAAAACAGGAAAUACUCCACACGUCUUAAUUCCAGUUGUGUUUACUUCGAGUACGACUUUAAUCGUAUAAUCUCUGUUUACAUGCUAGUUUCUUAAUCAGAGUAUCGUCCUAACCGGGUUCAUAUCGGAUUAUUGCUGUCCGUGUAAACGUACCGAGUGUUAAGGUAGGGUUAUUAUUAAAUCGUGAAAACAUCAAAGACGCAUCGUCCGGUAAAACUCCUCGGAAAAUCCGAUCAUUCUCUCACCUGGAUCAGAGUUCAGUGAACAAAAUGGCCGACCCGGUCCCGAGCACAGUGCCGGAGGUCUCACUGUGUUUUAAUUCGAUACUGCGGUGCGUGAGUGUGUAUCCGUAAACGUACGGUUGUGUUAUUUUCCAGCUUCUGGUGCUCAGGAGUGAUCAGAAGUGUGAAUGUGCAUGACUGCAGCACCAGCCCUGAGCUCACGGUGUAAUCGGUGAAUGUACACACUGCACGUCGUGCUGUUACUGAACCGUCCCAGUUCUGACUCACUCGCGUCUGUUCUGUCCUCUCUCUCUCUUUUAUUUUUUUUAAAGCACAAUCAGCAAUGCAGCUAGUUUAUUCUUCAGAAACACAUACUGGACUAAUUAUAUCGGACGAUAUAGCUUAUAUGAUGUCAAGGCAGCCAUUUUCUUCUGUCACUGAUGCCAUGGUGAGGUCUAUGUCCUACACAGAACCGAACGACCUUACACGGUGUUGUCCUCACCCCAGAUGUAGUCGAUCAGCUACGACAUGUUUGGUGUCUGAGGUUUGACUUGAGACAUGGUUUACUUAGCUAGCCGAAAAACAAUCAUCUCAGACAUUAAGGACGUAUCGGCUCAUCGACUACACGUUCACAGCGAGGUAGAAAGCGUGUACGCUUUUAUCUCGGCUGGUUACGUACGUCUGAAUGAUCGCUGAAGUCGUAAUCCCAUUUAUUUUCGUACACACACAACCCCAAAAACGGUAGCUCUUAUUCAAAACCCCAGAAACCCAAUGCACCCCCCCAACCCCCACAAACUUGUCCAAUCCAGACUUCACUUUGUAUAUAGGAUGGUCCGGGGGUCAGUUUCUCAGCCAUCAGCACAGUUUUGGGAUCAGAUAUCGUUAUGAAUCGAUAUCUCUGCUAGGUUGUUUUUUUUUUUUUUUUUUUUUUUCCAGCGAUACUCCGUCAACACAUUUCACACUGGAAUCAUCACGUGACUCGCUUCCUCUCGUCUCCUUUUCUCACGUCAGCCCGCACGACUGUACCGUAGCUCUUAUUUUUACAUGCCACCGAACACACUAAAUAAGGAUGGGUGAUGUCGUAGGAGGUCUGUCCAGUUCCCAUGUUUACAGUGGAUCGUAUUAUCAAAACAUCGAUGCGCCUAGACAUCACCUGAAACUGAAUCGCUGACAGCAUUAACACUAACCUUUCCACACUUUACGUUCAGUCCGGUCAUGAAAACAAAACCAACAACAAAAGAGCGCUUUAUUUCUAUGCACAUGCUAUUUUUUUGUUGUUGUUGUUGUUGUUGUUGUUGCUUCGUAAUUUAUAAUAUUUUUAACAGGCAAUGUCAGAAACUGUCACUUUUUCACUGUUUUGUUUUUUAAUUACAUGUUAUUUUUGAAACAGCACUAUUGUUUUAUUUGUUUUUGGUUUUUUUUUUUUUUUUUUUUAUAAAUAUAUAUAUAUAUAUAUGUGUGUGUGUGUGUGUGUAUAAUAGCGAAAGUUAUGUUACUAAUGUAUUACAGCGAUCAGCUGUGUCUGACUCUGCACCUUCGCCAGUAUUGUCACUAGCAGUUAAAGGGAAAUUUUUUAUUACUAUUUAUAUUUUGUCCUUUUUUUUUUUUGUUGUUGUUGUUGUUUGUUGCGGUUUAAUCACGAAACACCAUACGAACAAACGAUAGUACUUUAAACAAAGCACAAAUAUACCUAUUUGUCCAGUUGUUGAGAUGAUUUUAAUAAUUAUUUUUAUGGUUUCAGAUCUCAAGCAGGACAUUUCUACUCCAGCUUUUUAGCCAAAAGAAGAAGAUGAUGUUGAUGAUUAUAAUUAGGAAGGUAUAACUGAUACUGUACACAGUUGGGAAAUCGAUGUUUUAACGGAUGAAUAAUUUGUAAAUAUUGUUUACAAGACCGUGUGUUUAUUAGAACGACAUUAUUUUUGGUAAAACUCUGUACAUAUCCUGAACAAAUUUUUUUCUUGUUUGUGUGAAGAAAAACAAAACAACAAAACACAACCAACUUCUGUAUUUGUACCUAUUUUGUAAAGAAAUAAACGAGCUGUUUACUAAACUUAA